Echinostoma caproni is the source of this 1146-nucleotide messenger RNA. The record is from the annotation of a GenBank genome assembly. NCBI's taxonomy places the organism in Eukaryota, Metazoa, Platyhelminthes, Trematoda, Plagiorchiida, Echinostomatidae.
CUCACUCCACUCGGUUCGCUCAUGUCCGCCUUCCCAUUGGAUCCUCGACUAUCUCGUGUGAUUGUCUCAUCUGCCUAUUUGGGCUGUUUGGUCGAGGUUCUAAGCAUUCUAAGCAUGCUCUACGUGAGCCCCGUUUUCUACGUCCCCAUGGCUAAACGAGAUGAGUUCGGUGAGAUCCAACAGCAAUUUUAUCAUCCGGAUGGUGAUCUAAUCAGCCUCCUACUGAUCUAUCGCGCAUAUGUACGAAGUUCACGGACCAACGACCAGAUAUUGCACCCGAUCGGAUCCCGGUCCAAUUCCCGCCAAACAUGGUGUCGUGCUCACUUUCUCAAUCGAUCCCGGCUCGAGACGGCAAUCAAAGUUCGGGGCCAGUUAAAACAGAUCGUGCGUGGCUCUGCACUUGCUCGUUCCGGCUUCCGAUCAUGUGGUGCCGAUUUGUACAAAAUCACUCAGGCUUUUCUCCAGUCCGGAUUUCAUGAUCAGGUUGCAUUGCUAGCCGAUUCGGCUCUGUUGACUAUCAGCGGAAUUCGGGCGCUCAGCGAGUUCAGCCAAUCGCGUCGAUCUGUCUACACGUUGGCCGGACUAAACCAACCCGGAUCUGGGAGGUUCUUCCUUAUUCAUCCCGAAUCACAACUGUAUCUGGCCUCGCUAUCAGACACACCACCGGGAGCUGUGCUUUUCAUCGAAACGGUCACUCAGUCCACUACUGCAACGAGUGAAAAACCACCCACAUGCGAGACUGUGCAAUCUCCGAUCCUAACGUAUAUGCGCCAUGUGGCUACAGUUCAGUGGGGUUCAACUUCGCACACGGACUCUAACAGUCGAGUGGAAUUCAACAACUGGUUAACAAUCCUGUUGUCCGAAAAAUCCACACCGAACCGUAGUGGGAAGAGGUCACGCGAUCUGCAGCCAUGCGACCAUGAAGUGGGUCAGAAACGAUCCCGUCCCCGCGACAAUGCCUCUACGUUCAAUGUGACGAGCUGCAAAGAUGUUUCUCAAACAAUUCUUAAUCACAUAGAAGCCGUAUCAUCACCAUCGUUGAAACCGGAGGAUUCUUGUCAUCAGGCAGGAAAUUCAAUCCUGACCAAACGACAACGAAAACGACUGGCUGCCAAACGGAAGAAACAAUCGUUGCUAUCAGUUUGA